Messenger RNA from Ambispora gerdemannii, 1695 nucleotides. Lineage: Eukaryota; Fungi; Glomeromycota; Glomeromycetes; Archaeosporales; Ambisporaceae. The record is from the annotation of a GenBank genome assembly.
AUGGAGCUCGUACCAAAUCCAGCUGUGCCAUUUUCACCGCCAAUCAACCUUGACUUUGAAUUUCUUCCGGUCGAUCAACAAUUGUUGAAAGAUGAAAAUGUGGUGAAUCAUGAACGAUUAAAAAGGAUUAAGGAGAAAGUCGAAAAGGCUGCUAGCGCUGCUGAAAAAGCAAGCAGGAACUUCCAAAAGCUAUAUUCAACACUUCGUGAUCUAUCAACAGUAAACAACGACAAAAACGCCACGUGGGACGCAGUUGUACAAAAAUACAUUGCAGAAGAAGGUGGCAAAUCCAUACACGCAAAGAUGUCCAUCGUCAACAACAGCUUGAUUCCGCCGCCGCCAAUAUAUCACAAUUCACAAGUACGAGAUCCUAAUCGUCCAAAGAAGCCGCCAAACGCAUUCAUGAUGUUUUUGAUGGAACAGUGUGAUGAGAUGAAGACAAAGUCGAGCACUGGUGGAUUGCACGCGCCGCAUGUUGGUAAGAUUGUGAGUGAACGAUGGAAAGAAUUGUCUCACGAUCGGAAGAAGUUAUACGAAGAUCGAUACCAGAUUUCAAAAAAGCAAUACGAAGAAAAUAUAAAAAUCUAUAACGCCAAUCGCGAAGAAGAUAUCGAAUCUCAAGAAAUUACUGAAGAAAAAACUCCAAUAAAAAUUAAACAAGAAGAAAUCGAAUACGAUUUCGCUUCUACUAGCGCCGCUACAUCAACACCACCAAAAAGGUCGAAACGUAAUAGCAAAGCUAAACCAUCAUCUUCAACGUCACACGACGUCAACAAUAAAGACGUCUUGACACAAAACACUGGUCAUCGAUCAAUACAACAAACUCCAACCACAAAAAUACGAAAAAACAACCGUAAACAACGAAAAGUUAAGGACGUUAAUCGACCAAAGAAACCAGCCAAUCCCUAUGCAUUGUAUUUAGCAGAACAGUGUUCAUUGAUGAAGCAGAAGUCGGCGCCGGGUGCAUUGAAUGCACCACAUAUUGGACGUGUGGUGUCAGAGCAGUGGCGAAACCUUUCCAAAGAAGAUAAACAGGUCUACAUGGAUCGAUACAACAUCGCAAAAACCAAUUACGACGAAGAAGUGCUACCUCCAAAGCUCCGACAAGAACAAUCCGAUUCCAGUGAUGAGCACGACGAAUUGGAAGGAACUCCUUUAUCAAAUGAUGACCAAGAACGUGAACAUGAUGAACUUCAAGAUGAUUACGAUGUUCCAUUGUUGUCACCGACUAAAAGCAGCUCCAAAGAAAACCAAGAAAAGAUGCUACCGGUUGCUAAAGAAUCCAUCGGGUCCUCGGAACUCGAAGAAAUGCAAGAUGUGGAAUAUAGUAAUGGUGGUAAUAAGAAUGACAAAGCAGAAUCUUCCAUCAAAAAGACCAAGACUACUAUUGAUGGGGAACAUCCACGAACACGAGAAGCACUGAUGGUAGAUAUCGAAAUCACAAAAAAGAAGCACUUGCGAAAGCGUAAAUCUCGUGAAGAGGAUUACGACGGCGACUAUCAAAGAAGAAAAAACCGUGGUAAUCGUCGCGAGUUCGCCGAUGGCCAAGAAGAGAGCAAUGAAGAAGAUUCCGCCGGCGACGAAAGCGAUCACAGUCCCCUUGGGACACCUUCUGCAGAUGGUGAGAUCUCACCGUCAAAAUGGUCGUUGAAAGGCUUGUUUUCGGGGUUUAAACGCCCAAAGUUCUUUCAAUAA